This is a messenger RNA of Odocoileus virginianus texanus, 3142 nucleotides long. RefSeq names its product dehydrodolichyl diphosphate synthase subunit (gene DHDDS). Gene Ontology annotation, molecular function: ditrans,polycis-polyprenyl diphosphate synthase [(2E,6E)-farnesyl diphosphate specific] activity. Gene Ontology annotation, biological process: polyprenol biosynthetic process. The record is from RefSeq and is a predicted model, not a curated record. Gene Ontology annotation, cellular component: dehydrodolichyl diphosphate synthase complex; endoplasmic reticulum. NCBI's taxonomy places the organism in Eukaryota, Metazoa, Chordata, Mammalia, Artiodactyla, Cervidae.
ACGUGUUCUUCCAGCGCCACGUCGUGAUGAAGUGUCGGUCCACUGGAGCAGUUGGAAGGCGCUGGCGGAGCUUGUCAAGAGUUACCUGGUUGGUGUCUAAUCGUUCUGGGCUGCUUCUCCGGGGCAAGAAUUAUGUCAUGGGUCAAAGAAGGAGAGCUGUCGUUUUGGGAGCGGUUCUGUGCCAAUAUCAUAAAGGCAGGCCCCAUGCCCAAACACAUUGCGUUUAUAAUGGAUGGGAACCGUCGCUAUGCCAAGAAGUGCCAAGUGGAGCGGCAGGAGGGCCACUCACAGGGCUUCAACAAACUGGCAGAGACUCUGCGUUGGUGUUUGAAUUUGGGCAUCCUGGAGGUGACGGUCUAUGCGUUCAGCAUCGAGAACUUCAAACGCUCCAAGAGUGAAGUAGACGGGCUAAUGGAUCUGGCCCGGGAGAAGUUUAGCCGCCUGAUGGAAGAACAGGAGAAACUGCAGAAGCAUGGGGUGUGUAUCCGGGUCCUGGGUGAUCUGCAUUUGUUGCCCUUGGAUCUCCAGGAGCUGGUCGCACAGGCUGUGCAGACCACCAGGAACUACAACAAGUGUUUCCUGAACAUUUGUUUUGCUUACACAUCCCGUCAUGAGAUCAGCAGUGCUGUAAGAGAGAUGGCCUGGGGAGUGGAACAAGGCCUGCUGGAUCCCAGCGAUGUCUCUGAGUCUCUGCUCGAUAAGUGCCUCUAUACCAACCACUCUCCUCACCCUGACAUCUUGAUACGGACUUCUGGGGAAGUGAGGCUCAGCGACUUCCUCCUCUGGCAGACCUCCCACUCCUGCCUGGUGUUCCAGCCUGUUCUGUGGCCAGAAUACACGUUUUGGAACCUCUGUGAGGCCAUCCUCCAGUUCCAGAUGAACCAUAGCAUGCUUCAGCAGAAGGCCCGAGACAUGUAUGCAGAGGAGCGGAAGAGGCAGCAGCUGGAGAGGGACCAGGCUGCAGUGACAGAGCAGCUGCUGCAAGAGGGGCUCCCGGCCAGUGGGGACCCCCAGCUCCGACGGACACGCUUGCACAAACUCUCAGCCAGACGGGAAGAGCGGGUCCAGGGCUUCCUGCAAGCCUUGGAACUCAAGCGGGCUGACUGGCUGGCACAUCUGGGCACUGCAUCAGCCUGAGUGAGGCUGGCCUCUUGCCACUUUGCCCUACCCUUGGCCUCCAGGGCCCCACUCCCCUUUCUUUUCUUGGUGAAAGGCACCUCCCUCCUGAUGAUGGAUUGUGUUCCUUGGCUUAGCAAGGGAGCCCCAGAGACUAGGUCUGCUGGCCAGAUAUCUAUGGGCGGCCUGGGACAGUGCCGCUGGGGAGAGGGACGGGGGUGAGUCUCAAGUACACUGAGCCUAGCUGUGAUCACAGUAGGUUUGGGGAGCAGAGGGCCCCAGCUCUUCCAUCUUUGCCACCUCUACCUGUUAUUCCUAGGUGCACUUUGUUUUUCCACCAGCACAUCCUUCAACACACAAAAUUUGGGGGAAGAGGUCUGCCCCAAACCUUAGCCCUUUACCCAUCCAUCUUGGCCAUCACAGUAAAUGCGGCCCCACCGUGGACUUGCUGGUAGAGCGCUAAUAGGUGGCCAGCGUGAUUGAGGCAGAGGGAAGGGAGAGUCAGAAAACUUGCCCAUCUGCUGCUCCUCCCCCUGGCCCUCCACCUGGGAUUUGCUAUUGAAUCUCUACCCCCUCCCACCAGCCAGGCUGACUGCUCACUGAAAGGCUCUGCACCCCCAAUGGUGCGAGGAAGCCAGGCGGGUGAUUACAAUCCAAUUACCUAUUGUCGACUCAGCCCACACAAGCUUUUCUCCUCCUCUUGCAGGGCAUGGGGCCAGGCUCAACUCCCCAGUGAGACUGCCCCCUCCAUUGCCACAGGGUAACAGAAGAGCUUGUAGGCCCUGGUGAGUCUAAUCUAGCACAGGCCGCCUUCCAUGGAUCACAUGAGGAACAAGAGCGCAGAAACCAGCCCUUCUCCCAACUGACUGCCUCCUGCCCUCAGCGCCUCCAACUCUGCUUCCCACCUCCACAGCCUUUGAGGCUUUUCUCAGCUUUUGACCUGGCCCCAUAAGCAGGCCGUGAGAUGAUUUAGUCUCAGCAUGGCAGAGUCUCAGCUUGUGAGGGCCAAGGUUGCCCAGCAGGGAGAAGAGGACCAAGGCAAGGGCUGUGUCCUUCCCCUUACCUCUCCCUGGCAGGCCUGGCUGCGGAGCUGCUGAGAGGAUUAGUGCCUUUGAAGAGCUGUCUGUGUGAGCAACUCCGUGCUUCUGGCGCCCCACGGCAGCAAGCACCAGUGGGCAAUACCAGCCAAACGCUGUGUCGUCCCAUUUUGCGUUCUGCAAACUAUUUCCCCAGCACCUCUCUCUAGGGGAGAGGUGGGGUCUUGCAAGAAGUGCUAACAGCAUAUUCUUUAAAACCCCUACUUCCUUGUAUUCCAGUCGCCUCCCCUUUCUGUGCCUGGAUACCUGGCACAAGAGACCCCUUGGCCAUCAUCCCUGCUCCCAGAAUCAGGCAUGAAUGCCAGACACUGCGAUGGAAAAGCCAAUCAGUGCACCCGUUGGCAAAUCCCUCACACACACCUGGCACUCCCCACUACCAAUCCCUGGCACAGGGUUCCCAGAGAGCAGGUGCUGUACAUUUUCCAGCUUUACAAUGAGGCUGUUGACAGCCUUAAUUAGGGAGGCAUGAAUUAUGCGGCUAUAACGGCAGAGCCCUACAAUUAAGGCGGGAAAGAGGGGCUGGAGGCAGCAAACGGAAUCUGCCCUAUGAGCAUGGUGGUUGAGUCCUUGUCUCUCGUCUGGGUACCGCAGAGGUGAUUAAUGGGCAAGUACCUCUGUCCUGAGGUCCUGUGUUCUGGGAGAGGUACACAGGGUGGGGGAGGGGCGAGGAGUGGCUGCCUCGGGAGCCACAGGACGGGGUUGAGGGAUCACGGAUUCCCCGAACCGGGCUGCAAGUAGUUGAUACGAAGUCACUGUGAUUGCUUUCCACCGGUAUGAUUUGUACAAACCAGCUCAACCCUUGCCUCAAGAAACUCGGUGCGACCUAUUUAAAUGUCCUCCCACCUGUGAGCCAACCGCCCCCCCACACACUUGAGGAUAUUUAUCGUGUUGUGUUCUCUUGGGUGUCAAAUAGAAUUUUUAAAAUUCUC